Parasteatoda tepidariorum (common house spider) is the source of this 1615-nucleotide messenger RNA. The record is from RefSeq and is a predicted model, not a curated record. Lineage: Eukaryota; Metazoa; Arthropoda; Arachnida; Araneae; Theridiidae.
UUCAGUCUAAUGCUCUAGAAACAGGAUGCAAUCGUAUAAUUACAAUCGAUCAAACUAUUCUAUAGUUAAAAUCCUAUAUAGUCAAUCAAACUAAGGAAAUUAUUUGAAUUUACAUUAAUUGCGUACAUAAAAAUGAUCUCAUCAUAAACGACAGACAAACAUGCAAAUUAAAAUAUCUCAUCUGUAUCCUCGCACGCAGACCAAUAAGAGAAAGCUUUGAGUUAACGAUGCCUGCAGGAGAUAAAAUGAAAGAUAGAAGACCCAUUUCCACGUGCUCUUGACCACGGAUGACUGGCCAUAAUGAACCGACCAGGUGAAAAUGUAAGUCGAAAGUGGAUACUACAUUUUUACCACAUCCAUCCCAAAGCAAACAUCAUCAACGAAAACAAAAGCUCGAUGUACUUUAUGUUCCAUGAUGCGUUUCGAAUAAAAAAUGGGUCAUCACGUAAAUAUGUGUGAUGCCAAACUGUCCGAAAAUAGACCUGGGAAAAAAUUUUGAGACAGAAAAAUUUUUGAAAUCCUGCUCAAAAGAAAAUUUCUCAUUUGUAGAUAGUCAGUGCGAUCGAUCGAAGUUUUGGUUCGAGAAGUGCAAACGAUUCAUUGGAAGAAUGCAAACGAAAGAUGCUCUCUAUUGGAAUAUAUUGAUGUAGUGCUUAUAGCUCUAUAUCCUGAAUAAUAAGUUAGAUCAAACAGUAUGAACUUAUCGAACUGGAUGAUUAAAUGGGAAAUAAUUCUUUUAUUUGCUCUUGGAUUCCUCUGCAUCGAAAGUCAUCACGGCCACGAUAUGUGGCACUUUUACAAAAUGAAAAAAUUUAUGACUAUGGUGGCAUUUGCAAGAGCUUUGGGAAAAAGACCAACCAUAUUGCCAGUGCCAAUUCCCAUACCUAUCCCCAUAGCUCAAAACGAGAUAAUCAAAUUACCGAUUUCUAGCGGCGGCAAAACAAUGGUCAUAGGAGGCGGAGGCAAUGGAGCAAACCAUGCACCAGGAAUAGGUCAAAUUUUAGGAGGCAUUUCUAGUCAAGGAACAGGAUCUACAACCUACGGCUAUGCACAACCUUCAGUCAGCUCAGGAAAUAUUAAUUUGCAAUCAUUAACGGGAUCUGACAGCAACGUUGUCAGCUUGUCAUCACUUCUUGGAAAUAAUGCCAAUAGCAAUAAUGCUCCCAAAAUAAUAAUAAUUGGGGGCGGCCAUAACAUGGGUAAUGCACCAAGUGGACCCCUGAAUCAGCCUUCUGUGAUACAUAUAAAUGGACAAGAUCUACAAAACAGCAAUUUAGGACUGAAUGGGAUGCAAGGAAACAAUUUAGGGAAUAGACUUAACGAUCUGGACAGUGCAUAUAGUAAUAAUUUCCCUGGAUUGUAUAAGUUUCCACCCAAUUUUUAUUCUGAUUUCCCUCGAAAACGAUUGCCCAUCACGUUUGGGGGUCGAAGAGGGAAUCCGCCAGAUGUGAAUUACUUAAGAGGAUCUGGAUUAAAUCACUACCCCCCAAGAAAAGAAAACUUGAACCAAAUGUACGAUUCGAAUAUUCCAAAUAACGGACGAGACUUACCUCAAAACUCAGUAAAGCAGAGGCGUCCAAUACCAGUUGGAGAAAAGUUUGACCCACUUCCUUAA